AUUUUUAAAAACUUUUUGUUCGAAUUGAUUCACAAAUUGAUUCACAAAGCGAAUCGACGUUAUAAACCUAAUUGGGUGGACAAAAUCCACAUUCCACAUUUUAUUCUUUUCAUAGAUGAUAACGAAUAAUAGCAUUCCCGUCUUUAUAUAAGUCAUUACUCAAAUGCAUUAGUUACAAUUGUAAAAAGAAAACAAAAAAAAAAUCAUGGCUAGCCGGAGAGAAGUACGGUGCCGGUGCGGAAGACGGAUGUGGGUUCAACCAGACGUCCGUGCCAUCCAAUGCUCAGCCUGCCACACUGUCACGCAGCUCUACUCGCUGGUGGACGUAGCGCACGGUGCCAACCGCAUAAUUCAUGGGUUUCAACGACUACUUGGACAACAUCAACCGCAGCAACAACAACCGCCACCGCGGCUGCUCGACCCUCUUCCCUCGCCGUUUGGCAACAAGAGAGCAGUGUUAUGCGGCGUGAACUAUAAGGGAAAAAGCUAUAGCUUGAAAGGUUGCAUCAGUGAUGCUAAAUCCAUGAGACGUUUCUUGGUUCAACAAAUGGGUUUCCCUAUUGACUCUAUUCUCAUGCUCACAGAAGAUGAAACCAGCCUACAGAGAAUACCAACGAAGAGAAACAUCAGGAAGGCUAUGAGAUGGUUAGUCGAAGGGAACAGAGCGAGGGACUCACUUGUGUUCCAUUUCUCUGGUCAUGGAUCUCAGCAGAAGGACUACAAUGGGGAUGAGAUCGACGGUCAAGAUGAAACCUUGUGCCCUUUAGACCAUGAAACAGAAGGAAAAAUCAUCGAUGACGAGAUUAACCGGAUACUCGUGAGGCCGCUCGUCCAUGGAGCUAAGCUUCAUGCUGUCAUUGACGCUUGUAACAGCGGGACUGUCCUUGAUUUACCCUUCGUUUGCAGGAUGGAGAGAAAUGGUUCUUAUGAAUGGGAAGAUCAUAGAUCAGUCAGAGCUUACAAAGGAACAGAUGGUGGAGCAGCUUUCUGUUUCAGUGCUUGUGACGAUGAUGAAACCAGUGGUUACACUCCUGUGUUCACGGGGAAAAACACAGGAGCCAUGACUUAUAGCUUUAUAAAGGCCGUGAAGACAGCUGGACCGGCACCCACUUAUGGCCACCUGCUUAACCUUAUGCGUUCUGCAAUACGUGAGGCCCAGUCUCGCCUCACGUUUGACGAGGACUACACAAGCUCUGAUGCAUCCGCGGAGCCACUGCUAACAUCAUCUGAUGAAUUCGACAUGUACGCUACAAAGUUUUCACUUUGAAUGCUGUACAGAUAUACACUGCCUAUUCUGCAAAUAGCUGGGAAACGUUUUCCACAUAUGCACCUACUUUUUCUAUGUGUAUGUAUCAUGUAGUGGUGAUGUCUGUAAUAAAACUUGUGAAAACUGCAAAGUCUCUCUCUUCUUUCGAGCAAUAAAGCUAUAAAAUUUAUGUG
Molecule: messenger RNA, 1440 nt
Organism: Capsella rubella
Lineage: Eukaryota; Viridiplantae; Streptophyta; Magnoliopsida; Brassicales; Brassicaceae
Product: metacaspase-3
Exons: 5
Coding region: 206-1267 (353 amino acids)
Biological process (GO): proteolysis
Molecular function (GO): cysteine-type endopeptidase activity
Source: RefSeq, a predicted model, not a curated record